AUGAGUCGUUUUGCUUAUGUUUCAAUAACCCGUUGUUGUUUCUUACUCCUUUACUUGGUUGCAGAGACUUUCGAGCUGGCGCUUGCCGUCCAGACAAAGGAGCGGGCUAGUUCCCAAAUACAAGUGUUCCUUCUGAGUUUUAAUCUUUGUUUUGAAGAAAAGCGAUGGAGACUUUAUUCGAAAUCGAACAACUUACAGAGUGGAAGUAGGACUCCAAAACAAAAGGUCUCGACGUCUCUCGUGUAA
This is a messenger RNA of Lathyrus sativus (Indian pea), 246 nucleotides long. NCBI's taxonomy places the organism in Eukaryota, Viridiplantae, Streptophyta, Magnoliopsida, Fabales, Fabaceae. The record is from the annotation of a GenBank genome assembly.